CCGCCAGCCCCGCUCUCCGGCGACGUCGCCCAUGGAUGAUGAGAACCUGCUCUCCGAGAUCCUCCUCUGCCUCCCCCCGCUGCCGUCCUCCCUCCCCCGCGCCUCCGCCGUCUGCAGGCGCUGGCGCCUCCUCGUCUCCGACCCAGGAUUCUCCCGCCGCUUCCGCAUCCACCACCGCCGCAACCCUCCCCUCCUCGGUUUCUUUGAUGACUUAUUAUCCUUCGUACCUACUCUGGAGGCCCCUAAUCGUGUCCCUCCGGAGCGAUUCUCCUUCGAGGACGACGGCGGCCGUCGCUCAGUGAUCCUCGGAUGCCGCCAUGGCCUAGCACUCUUCUUCCUCCCAUCUUCGAACCAGAUCCUGGUGUGGGAUUCUGUCACCUCCGACCAGCACCGCGUUGCCGUUCCUCCAGAGUUUGAGAGAGAUGGAUUGCAGAUCAUAAUCCAGGGGGCGGUGCUUCGGGUGGCUGCCGGAGAGGUUCACUUCCGAGUGGUCUUGACAGUGGUGGACUUCGAGGACAAACGAGCCCUCGCCCGUGUUUACUCCUCAGCGACCGGCAUAUGGUGUUGCUUCAUGGGUGCUAGGAAGAACUUCUGAAGUGGACAAGUUACUUUCCUUCAACUCAGAGAAGAAGCGACCCUUAGUGAUAAUGGGGUAUGCUGAGGAGAAUAAUGUUGUGUUCCUGAAGACACCGGUCGGCCUCUUCAUGAUCCAUCUUGAGUCAUUUCAGUUCAAGAAACUUCUUCGGACCAAAAUUUAUCCUUAUUAUUAUCCAAUCGAAAGCGUCUGCAUUGCAGGUAAUAACAUGCCUUCACAUAUCAGUUGCAACAAAACCAUAUCUAUUUUCUAUAAUUUGUUGACGGCAAUACGGUUCACAUCCUUUCGUGUUAAGUUAACAAUUUUAAGUGCUGUCAUAUCACUUGUUUUGUUUGCUGCUUGAUGACUUAAUCAAUAUAUAGCGAUUUUGUUUCUGUACUAUCUCUGUUCCGAUUCUUGUGUGGUGGUGUUUUAUGUAAUGAUUAUGGUUCGUAGAAAAAAGAUCUGUUGUUGGCGCAUAUUUUGUUAUAUGCUCUGCAGCCAAGCGGAGGGCUGCAAUUCAUUUAUUGUUCACCCGCAAAAAAAAAUCAUUUAUUGUUAGCUUAAUUUCUGUAAUUUUUGUUGUUCAAGUCAGAGCUAGCAAACUGUCUUUAUUAAGUUUAUUAUAUGAAUACUUGUUGAAUAAAACAAUGAAUGCCAAGAUUGGCAAAUGGUUUCUUUAGAACUAUGUUUUACUGCUUUGUGCCUAUUAACACAUGCAAGAAUUGUAAAAUGGUAGUUUUAGUGCAUAGCUCCAGUUUUUUUUUCCCUAAAGAUAAAGUAUAUGACACUUGGAAGCUGAAGACAACUACUUGAGAAACUUGCUUGUGAACUGAAAUAGCUCAGUCGAUACAGUUGGAAGCUUAAAGCUCAUUCUGUUUCCUUCUUUCAAUAUUUAGUAUCUCUGUUAGAAGACAGUUUGGAUUAUCCCUUUUCAAUAUUUAGCAUCUCUGUUGGAUGACAGUUGGAAGCUUAAAGCUCACUCUAUUUCCUUCUUUCAAUAUUUAGUGUCUCUGUUGGAAGAUAUUUCCUUCUUUCAGUAUUUAGUAUAUCUGUUUGAAGAUAAUCCAAAUCUGAGCUUAAAGCUCAUUCUAUUUCCUUCUUUCAUUCUGUGAACUGAUUAUAUUUUUUCAGGCUAAAUCAAUUUGAAGAUAAUCCAAAUCUGAAUAGUCCUGAUCACUUUUGUUGCUAAGAUUUAUUAGUGUGAUUAUAUUUUAUUUAUUCUGAUGUAGCGUGGACUUGAGCUUAAUAAUUCUGGAUAGCCUUUUCUGACCAUCUAAUGUCUGAGUACAUCUUCAUUUUCAAGAUAGUAACCAGCUUAUAUUUUUUUCAGAAUAUUCACUUUUAAGAUAGUGAGCAUCUUCUUCACUUUUAUGGUAGUAUAAUCAGCUUAUACUAUUUUCGGAAUUUUCAUUAAAUUCAUACUAAUCUUGUAUAAAACUGAUUCUUUUCAAACUACAACAAAGUUUAUCUAAACAUCUUACUCAUGCCUCCUCGUAUCCAUUUGGCUUUUUGUUGGAAUGGCAUUGGUUGUUUUGCCUUCUUAUGCUUCCAGAAACAGACAUUCGUGGUGGACGUGAUGGAACUGAUCUUUUGCACAAUACAUAAGAUGGUUAUCUGGUUAAAUAUGCUGUCGUGAUGUACUGGUUGAGCAGGUAUCUAGGAUUAAGUUCUGGUUGGCUAAAGAUGCAGAAAUGGGUUGUGUGCUGUAGGUUCUUCCAUUUUGUAUGCUGUGCACGGGGUCUGUGAUUGUGCCCCACUCAGAAAUUGGCCCUCUGUACUGGUCAGUUGUGAAGUAUGAUUUGUAGGAACUAAUCGCUUAGUUUGCAACAUACCGUCCGUUAUCCAAGCUCUGUAUGAGGACACAGUGAACUGCUUGGAUUAAUGGCUAGUGUUGGCCAUGUCGGUCACUCUUGUGGGUUUUUUAUGCCUUCCAAGCAAGCACGUUGAUGCAAUGCAAGCUCACCUGUCAGUUGUGUGUGCGCCUCUUUCCAGUACUGUGUUUAUGUCCCAUGUCGUGUCAGGUUAAGUUCUCAAGCUUCUAUGUCUCUGCUGAUGUUAUGUCCCAUGGUGCUAUCGUAUUAGAUAAAAAAUAUGCAUCUCAAAAAGACUUAUAAAUCCAGGAGAAGAGUCAUCCCAUGUUUGUCACUAGAAUGACCAGUAUGCGAGUUCUGUUGAUCUGUUUGUAUACGUAAAGUUUCACCUUGUAAUCUGUAGUAUGUCUAACGUUUGUACUUUAUUCAGACAUGAAUCAUUUCGGUGGAGUUACAUUGAGAAGGUUAUAUGUAGGUUGCUUGGAAGUAUUUUCUCUCC
Molecule: messenger RNA, 2887 nt
Organism: Triticum aestivum (bread wheat)
Lineage: Eukaryota; Viridiplantae; Streptophyta; Magnoliopsida; Poales; Poaceae
Exons: 2
Coding region: 32-595 (187 amino acids)
Molecular function (GO): protein binding
Source: RefSeq, a predicted model, not a curated record